GACGAUCCGACCAAUGAGCCUCCAAUGAAGCGAGAGGAGGCGAAUAGCUGCCCCGCGCCUUCGCCGAUGAUGACUUUUAAACAGUUUUUGUCGACUCAAGAUGAUUCCAUCUCGGAUGAAGACGCUAUUCAAAAGUAUCAGGAAUACAAACUGGAGUACAAACGUCAACAACUUCAAUGUUUUUUUGAUGCACAUAAAGAUAAGGAAUGGUUUCGUUUAAAGUACCACCCGGAGGACAGCGCUAAGCGCCGUCAAGAACAGUUGUCAGCUGUGCGACGUCGUCUCGAAGUGUUUCUUGAAUUGCGGCAAAAGGGCUGGCUGGAUCGUUGCGACUUAGAGCACACCAACGGCAGAAACCUUAUUAAAUUGAUGGACGCCGUUGUGGUGAAACUCGAAGGUGGAACGGAUGAAGAUCUGGAAGCGCUCGAGAAACUGGAUGAUUUUGACGAGGCUGCGGAAGAUUCGGUGGAAGACAAAGCUUCGCAAGGAAAAGAAGCUGACGUGGAAGUUCCUGAACAGCCUGCCAAAAUCAAAGUGGGAACAAGCAGUAAUGGAUCUCCGAACGAAGAGGGGGUACUCAGCGACAGCGACGCGUCUGACAAAGAAUCCGUUGAAAGUGGUGAGUAUGUGGUGAUUGUAUCGUCAUUUUCAGCAUGUCAUAUCGUUCCUGCGUUUGCAGAAGGCCAUGAAUCUGGAAGAUCAAAGACCCCACCCGAACUACCGGAGGAAAGUUCGGAAAACGCUGCAGAGUCCCAACAACCAUCUCAGCCGACCCAGCAGGCGCCCGAAACGCCGGAGGGAAAAGAUACAUCAUCCGACAAAAGUGAAAAGAACGAAAAGAAGCCGCCGAUGCUGCUGCACAAGACAGCCAGUAUUUUUCUCAGGAAUCUCUCUCCCGCAAUAACCAAGCAAGAAGUUGAGGCGUUGUGCAAGCGUUACCCUGGUUUUUUGCGCGUGGCUCUUGCUGAACCGUUGCCUGACCGGCGAUUCUUCCGUCGAGGUUGGGUGAGUUUCAGUCGAGACGUGAAUAUCAAAGAAAUUUGCUGGUGUCUAAACAACCUUCGCCUUCGCGACUGCGAUCUCGGCGCGAUCGUAAACCGCGAUCUGACGCGCCGCAUACGCACCGUCAACGGAAUUACCGGACACAAGACGGUUGCGCAGAACGAUCUGCGACUCGCUGCUCGUCUGGUUUUGCUGUAUGACAAAAAAUGUGGCUUCUGGCAGGCGGACGUCAAAUCGGACCAGGCGGAUGGUUCUGAAGACAAAUUUCCUAUGUCGAUGGAUUUCGAAAACAUCAGCAAGAAUCCACUGCUCAGCAACAUAACAGACUACCUCAUCGAAGAAGCGAGCGCCGAAGAGGAGGAACUUUUAGGUACGAGUCUGUCAGAAAAUGACGGCGAGAGCCAGAAAGUCGUUUUUGAGAAAGACGAGAACUUGCGAAAAGUGCUGGACAUGAUCAUUUUGUACUUGAGAAUCGUCCACUCUGUUGAUUAUUACAAUCACGGCGAAUACCCUAAUGAAGACGAAAUGCCGAAUAGGUGUGGCUUGAUUCAUGUUCGGGGACCGCUGCCAUCCGGGAAUCAGUUUGAACAAGAUGAAACAGGAAUCAAACUGUUGAUUCCGGUGCAAUUUAUCAACGAAUUCAUGAAAAGCUUCGAACUGAAACUUCAGCCACUGCUUCAUGAGAAGGAAAAGCUGAGUGACGAGGAGGCCGAGAAACUUGGCAAGAAAGAUUCUGCGAAGGAGGUUGAAGCGUUCAUCAAUGAAAACUGCAAAGAGUUGGCUAAAGAUAAGUGGCUGUGCCCAUUAUCUGGCAAGAAGUUCAAAGGGCCGGAGUUCGUGAGAAAACAUAUAUUCAACAAACAUCCGGAGAAAGUCGAGGAAGUUCGCAUCGAGGUCGACUAUUUCAACAAUUACAUUUACGAUCCUAAGCGGCCAUCACUGACAGAAACGAAGCAACAGUCGAAUGCGCCCUGUUUCCCAAACAGCUCUCAUGACCGCGGCUACAACCAGGAAAGAGGUCAGGAUUACUACAGACAAGGAUUCGGAUCCGGCGGCGGCGGCGGCGGUGGCGGCAAUUACUACAAAGGAAGCAACAGUGGCAGUGGUGGCGUUGGUGGUGGCGGUAGCGGCGGCGGCUACCGAAGAGAUUUUUACUACCGACGGGAUUAUAGCAGUUCAAGAAGUUAUGGUGGAAGCCGGCAACAUGGUGACAGGUAG
Messenger RNA from Soboliphyme baturini, 2220 nucleotides. Lineage: Eukaryota; Metazoa; Nematoda; Enoplea; Dioctophymatida; Soboliphymatidae. The record is from the annotation of a GenBank genome assembly.